Molecule: messenger RNA, 1428 nt
Organism: Eimeria maxima
Lineage: Eukaryota; Apicomplexa; Conoidasida; Eucoccidiorida; Eimeriidae
Exons: 2
Coding region: 1-1428 (475 amino acids)
Source: RefSeq, a predicted model, not a curated record
AUGGGGGGCCAUGGAGGCCUGAAUAUAUUACCACAGAAGAGGUGGCAUGUGUAUAGAGAUGAUAAUCGUCUUCGUGUGCUGCGCGAUGAGGCGGAGUUCAAGGCAGCAAUUGAGGUGUAUAGGCAGCAGCAGCAACGGACAGUCAUGACGGAUGCACUUACUCUAUUUAAGAGACGUAAGAUGAAUGUAGAUAAUAUACAAGAAACAGAUAAGCAUGCAGCAGCAAAUAAUGAUGCUGCAGCAGCAGCUAAUGGUAAAGCACCAGCAGCAGCAGCACCUGCUGCUGCUGCUGCAGCACCUGCAGCAGCAAAAGCAAUACCUCAUAGAUGGUGUUCACUCUUUGAGGAGACACACAGCAGCAACCGUCCUGUUGCUGCAAAUAGUUCUUAUGGAGAAAAGAGACCUGCAGCAACAGCAGCAGCAGCAGCAGCAGCAGCAGAAGCAGCACCAGCAUCUCCAACCGAAGCAGUAGUAGCUGGACCACAACUACCAUCAGCAUCAGCAACAGAAGCAAGACCUUCUGCUGCUGCUGCUGCUGCUGCUGCUGCUGCUGCUGCUGCUUGGGACGCACCGGCUAUAGAGGGUUUAUGGCGUCCUCCUGCUGCUAUGCAGCAGCCUCUUGUAGCUGCUGCUGAGCUGCCUGUACACCCGAAUGAAGGGAAAGUAGAUGCAUUAGGACAAAUAGGAGGAAAAGGACAUAUAAAUUUAUUUGCUGCAGCAGAGAUUGAGGUGUCUAGACAGCAUAAAGCAAGACAAAGAUAUUUAGUACAAGCAGGACAUAUAAGUAAUAUAAACAGCAGCAGCAGCAGCAGCAGCAGGAUUAGCGAUUUUGCUGCUGUAUCUAAUGAUAUAAAGAAAGGUACAUGGUACCUAAAGGAAUUACCUACUAAUAAAAAUAUAAGAGAAGAAAAAGAACAAAAAGAUGCAUGCAUACGUCGUGCAUGCAGCAGCAGUUAUGAGCAGCAGCAGCAGCGGCAGCAGCAUACAACGGAUAUCGUUGAGGCAGCAGCAGAGGCAGCAAGACGUAGAUUACUCCUAGUCCAACAGCAGCAGCAACAGCAACAGCAACAGCAGCCACAGCAGCAGCAACAACAGCAGCAGCAGCAGCAGCAGCAGCAGCAGCAAAUAUGGAUAAAUGUUGAGGAGAAUAUUCCCUCUAAGUCAUCUGUAAAACAAAAGACAGAAUACGUCACAGUUGAAUCCGAUUCAGACUGCAGCAGCAACAGCAGCAGCAGCAGCAGCAGCAGCAGCAGCAGCAGCGACAGCGACAGCAGCAACAGUGAUGUAUGUAUAGCUGCUGCAACAGCAGCAGCAGCAGCAACAGCAGCAAGGAGGAGCAGCAACAGAAGUUCUGCAGCAGCUGCAGCUGCUGCAGCUGCAGGUAAUUGCCUCCUCUGCAUUGUACGUACAGCAGAGGAUUGGCAAUAA